UUCCGAUUUCAUUCUUUUCAUUUUGGCGUAUUUCUCUGAAACUGGAGAGACGGAUGGAUAAGGAAGAGAGGGACACGUUCACGUUAAAAACAACGCAGAAACCCCAUCUCCAUGCAAAUCCUCGCCUUCAUCUCCCCAACGCGUGUCACUCUCUCUCUCUCUCUCUCUCUCUCUCUCUCUCUGCUUCGCCUGAUUUUGAUCUGCAAAUUGUGAUACCAUCGUUCUCUUCUUCGCCUAAUCUCAGCAGGAUGGAAGGCCCAGCCAUGGACUGGAAGAAUGAGGAAUAUCCUUCCGAAGAAGGCGGUGGCAAGAUGGGUUGGAUUUGGAGCAACGGGAUGAGUUUGGGGAAGAAGUUUCUUACAGCAGGUGUUGUAGUGUCUUCUGCGCCAUUCGUAGUUCCUCCUCUUGUCAUUGUCUCAAUGUUUGCGAUGAUCUCCUCGGUCCCUUACUGUCUCUUCCUGGCGAGCUAUGCUUGUACCCAAAAGUUGAUGAACGCAUUGCUCCCCUCUCCCAGUUACUUUGGCGGAAAUGAAGAAACUGUAGGCAUUGAGAAUGAUGAAUGUGGAUAUGAGGAGGGUGUUAUGGAUGACAGCAAGCAUGGUCAUGUAGAUGUCGAUGGAGAAGGCGAUGAAACUUCCCUUGGUGAGGCCGGACCGGUUCUCAUUCAGAUUGAAGGAGAGGAUGUAACCGUGACAAAUAUGGGAGAAGAUCCAACCCUUAAAGUAACCGACAGAGUCGUUGCUGUAUAUGAUCGCCCUGUUGCGUCGGAGAACGAGGAGACGGAGAAAGAGACGAAGAAAUUAGUAGAGAGUAUUAGGGAUGAGGUUCGAACCGAUGAGGUGCAUGGAAGAACUCCUGAGAAAGUUUUACAAGAGGAUGAAAAGCCGAUAGGUUCUAGAGAUGCCGAGUCAGAGAGGACAAGGGUUGAGGAUGUGGCCGAAAAGAAGGAAAGGCAUGAGACUGAAAAUGUUGGUGAAAAGGGUGAAGCUAAUACACAGAAGCUGGAUGAACAUGAAGGGGAACUCGAGCCCACGGUAACUGAAACCUCUAACUCUGCAGGGAAGCAUGAGGAGACGACUCAGAAUGAGCCACUAGACCGAGCUGUAGAUGCGCCACGUUGAGCCGGGGAAGAGAAACGAAAAAACAGUAAUAAGAGAAAGAAGAAAACUGGACGUUCAGGUGGUGGUGAACAAUGAAGAACAGAUAUGGGAGAAGAUUGAUGCAGUGAGGAAGAUACUUGUGGUGAAGAGUUGAAGGCUGUUUAUGUUUUUCACAGGAGCGGAGCCUCCGACACUGACGUCACCUUCCCUCAAGAACAGUGUUGGUUUUGCACAAAUCAGUGAUGAACAUAGUCUUCUGAUGUCUGUUAUCGGAACAAAGUAGUUUGGUCGUGUUCUCUCCUUCAGUGGCUUUUUGUGUUGCUGCCAAAAAUGUGUGUGGAAGUAUCAGAGACUUGGUUAUUUGUAUUUGGUGACCAGAAAACACAGGACUUGGAGUAUUGUAGUGUGCUGUAUUGCUCUUUGUCUGUGGAUGAUAUCAUGAGACGGGUCUCCGUAAGUAUUCGCUAGUUCA
This is a messenger RNA of Tarenaya hassleriana, 1572 nucleotides long. RefSeq lists its product as uncharacterized. The transcript is spliced from 5 exons. The record is from RefSeq and is a predicted model, not a curated record. NCBI's taxonomy places the organism in Eukaryota, Viridiplantae, Streptophyta, Magnoliopsida, Brassicales, Cleomaceae. Bases 54 to 1121 code for a protein of 355 amino acids.